AUGGCUUCCGUCUCAAGUCCGCCCACGGGCGUCUACGUCCCCGUCCCCACCUUCUUCGCGCCGGCGCCAGGUGAGCUCCAGCCAAAGGUCGACAUCAAGACGCAGACCGAGCACGGCGUGUUCCUGGCCAAGAAUGGCAUCCGGGGCCUGGUGCUCCUGGGCUCCACGGGCGAGGCCAUUCACCUGUCCCGCAGCGAGAGAAAGGAUCUCGUCGCCGGCGUCAAGCAGGGGCUCGAGGCCGCCGGCUACAAGGACUAUCCCAUCAUGGCCGGUGUGCUCACCAAUGGCGUCGACGAGACGCUCGAGUGGUUGCGCGACUACAAGGAGGCCGGAGCCCAGUGGGGUCUGGUCCUCGUCCCUGGUUACUUUGGCACUGCUGCCAACCAGGAGAAUAUCAAGGAGUGGUACACUCUAAUCGCAGACAACAGCCCUAUCCCCAUUUUAAUAUACAAUUACCCUGGCGUUACAAACCAGGUUGUCGUUGCUCCCGAGACAUACACAGCCUUGGCGCAACACCCCAACAUUGUAGGAUGCAAAAUGUCGCACGGAAAUGUAUCGCAUCACGUCCAAGUUGCGCUGGACCCAGAGAUUGACCACAAAAAGUUCAAGGUCUACAGUGGUUUCGGCCAGCAGCUCGGACCCAUUGUGCACUUUGGCGCCGCCGGAGUCAUUGACGGCAUGGCGGCCUGGUACCCCAAGACGGUGGUCCGGCUCAUGGAUCUGGCCGAGAAGCGGCCCGUGGACCAGGCCGCGCUCGACGAGGCCCAGAAGCUGCAGUUUGCCGUGAGCAGGGCGCAGGAGUUUAUUGGCAAGUUUGGCAUCCUCGGCAUCAAGGAGGCCGUCCACCGGGUUGCUGGCUUUGGCAACCCUGAUGUGGCGCGUCUGCCGCUCAAGGGCAGACUGCCCGAGGCGGAUUGGGCAAAGUGGCACCCGCUUUUGCUUGGGGGUGUCGAGAAGCUGGAAGCAUCACUAUAG
This is a messenger RNA of Pestalotiopsis fici W106-1, 975 nucleotides long. RefSeq lists its product as uncharacterized. The record is from RefSeq and is a predicted model, not a curated record. The transcript is spliced from 3 exons. Gene Ontology annotation, molecular function: 4-hydroxy-tetrahydrodipicolinate synthase activity. NCBI's taxonomy places the organism in Eukaryota, Fungi, Ascomycota, Sordariomycetes, Amphisphaeriales, Sporocadaceae. Bases 1 to 975 code for a protein of 324 amino acids.